UGUAAGACCAGAAGGAGACGGAACAGCCGCUGAUCAACCCGAGAUCCGGCCGGUGGGGCAGCCCGGGGCGGGGCUGAGCGCAUGCGCUCGGUGCCUGGAGGCGGUGGCUGCGGGACACGGCGGUGCGGUGCGGGCACGAGGACGACGUUCCCCCAUGAUGACGGCCAUCCUGGAGCGCCUCAGCACACUGUCCCUCAGUGGGCCACAGCUCAGCCGCCUGCCUCGCCUGCUAGAAGAUGGCUUCCCCAAGAUGCCGUGCACCGUCCCAGAGGGAGAGGUGCCACAGCUCUUCCGUGAGCCGUACAUCCACGCCGGGUACCGUCCCACUGGGCAGGACUGGCGGUACUACUUCCUCAGCCUCUUCCAGAAGCACAACGAGGUGGUCAACGUCUGGACUCAUCUCCUGGCGGCGCUGGCAGUGCUGCUGAGGUUCAAGGCGUUUGUGGAGGGCGAGCAGCUGGCCCUGGAUGCUUGGUCUCUGCCUUUGCUCAUCUUCGUCCUCUCCUCUGUCACCUACCUGACCUGCAGCCUCCUGGCCCACCUGCUGCAGUCCAAGUCAGAGCUGUACCACUACACUUUCUACUUUGUGGACUAUGUCGGGGUCAGCACCUACCAGUACGGCAGUGCCCUGGCCCACUUCUACUACAGCUCCGACCAAGCGUGGUAUGACAAAUUCUGGCUUUUCUUCCUCCCGGCAGCUGCUUUCUGUGGCUGGCUGUCGUGUGCUGGCUGCUGCUACGCCAAAUACCGCUACCGACGGCCUUACCCCAUCAUGAGGAAGAUGUGCCAGGUGAUCCCAGCCGGGCUGGCCUUCAUCUUGGAUAUCAGUCCUGUCGCUCACAGGGUGGUCGUGUGUCACCUGGGGGGCUGUGAGGAAGAUGCUGCUUGGUACCACACGUACCAGAUACUGUUUUUCCUUAUCAGUGCUUAUUUCUUCUCCUGCCCAGUUCCUGAGAAGUAUUUCCCUGGCUCUUGUGAUAUUGUCGGCCAUGCCCACCAGAUCUUCCACGCCUUCCUGGCUAUCUGCACCCUAUCGCAGCUGGAGGCCAUUUGUUUGGAUUACAAGAACAGGCAGGAGAUUUUCCUGAAAAGACACAGGCCUUUCUCCAUCUAUCUCUCCUGCGUCUCUUUUUUUGGCUUGGUGGCCUGCAGUGCCAUCACAGCUUACAUCCUGCGAUGCAGGAUCAAGGCCAUCCUGGCUAAAAAGGACUCCUGAGAAUGGUGAAGGUGAUGGGCAUGACACCACACGGAAGGAAAAAAGUAAUAAUCAAGAAAAGGGGCAUAGCAUGUUAGAGGCAUAACUGGCUUAUUUGCCUAACACACCGUGACUAACCUGGACCUUGGACUGGGGUGGAGGGCUGGACACUUCAUGCUGGAUGCAUUCUCACAGCAGGAGCUGCCUUCUGCCAUGCAGGGGGACAUGGGGUGUUUUAAGCCACAAAAGUCACUUAACCAAGGAUACUGGAAUAGGCAGAGGUUCCUUGUUCUUUCUAGUAAACCUGUGGGAGAUACCUCGCUGAAUGUGAAGGAUGGUAGCCUGAGGGUUGUGCGACUGCAGAAGGGUUUUCUAGGGCACACAGCACAGUAGAGAGCCCACCACGAGGCCUCUGGGUGGACAUGAUGACACCUUUGGGUUUUGCCAUUUCUUCUGGCUGAGUAGAGACUUGCUAACAUCAAAGGCAGUUGUAAGGUUUCAUUUCUACGGUUCACUUGCAAGGGUGUGUGUUACAGCGGCUGAACUAAUCCUUUUCCAGCUCCAGCUCGGCUAAACCAGAUUUUAUCUAUGAUCCCCUGAAGUAUCUCAACAGCAGGUUGCUGAGCUGACAUCAGCAAAGCAUGCUCACAGACCAAGACUUGACCUGGAGUCCUCUAGAAUCAACUGGAACUGAACCAUGUCUGCCAGGCACUGCUGUGGUCCAGCCACCCCUGACGUAGUUGGGGAUGUUAGGUCAUCUGUAUCUUUUCUUUCUGCACAAUUGCACCAUCUGUGGUGGAACUGCUUAGCAAAGCUAAGCAGGCUGUCCCAGCUCUUCAAAGGCUCCUGCCUUCCAUUUUAAAUGCUUACUUGCCUUUGAAGACUUGGCCCUGUUACAGAUUUGAGCUGAUUUCCAUAGCUUUUCUCAGGAGUGGUAGUAGAGGUUGAGGACCCCUGCAACCAUCAGCAUUCAAGAUGCUGGCACUGGGAGGGGAAAUAUAUUUGUUGAGAGAAGUGCCUCUUUUUCUGCCUGUGUGACAUGUUCAUACAUCCGAUCCCAAAUCACCUGCCAUGGGAGUCUGACUGGCCUCCAAUUCUGACCAUGCAGUGCAGAACUAACUUGGAUGUGACCUCUCUGGUAUGGGAAAGCCAGUGGGCCCUGGCCCUCCUAGGGCUCCAGGGGUGGUCAUGGCCAAAAGAUGAUGAAAGUGAAGUGGAUGUGAAGUCUUUAUUCCCUUCUUAAUGGUUCUUUACAGGAUGCCAAGAAAUCCUUGGUGGGCCUUGUGGGAAAGAUGGCCAUGAAUCUGGAGGGUUGCUUUCUCUGACCUAUGGGGCUUUGAAUCUGGCAUGUUUAUAUCGGCAUUAGAUGAAGGUAGAAUGGCAAAAGGCAGGAGCAGGUUGACAGAAUUAAGGUCUUUUCUAACCUUGGAAUGGGUUUGUCCUUGGAACUUGGAGAUUCUUGUGUGGAGUGGCAAAUACAGUGGUCAGGGACACUUGGUGUCUGUGGGUCACUCCUGUCCAGAGAGGAGGAAGUGUUGUUUUACAGCUAGAUGAAUCUCUUCUGUAAUUGCUGGAGGGAUAUUUGAGGUGUGGAGCCAUGCUGUGGCACUGAAGUUGGUAGCACUUAGAGGACUGGAUGCUCUGUGCCCAUACAGAUAGAUUCCAUUCAGACUACGUGCCUUCUGUUGAACGUACUGCUCUCUUUUCAUAGUUAACUCUGAGUCCUUCCAACUGUGUUCUUAAGAAGACCUGAAGCCUCAAAUGCCACGACACCUAUACCACAAUAUAUAAAUCUUCUCUGAAAGCAAGAAAGGUGUGGGAUCUAUUCCAGCCAGAGAUCUGUCUUGCAGAAUCCAAGGGCAGGCAAAUGAAUGGUGGUUGCUGGUACCGAGCAGGAAGACUUUAAGGUUGGGGAUAUGAUUUGUCAGGACAAGCACUGAUUUCUGCACUUGAACUGGUUUUUAAUAUUGAGAUGUGUUUGAGUAUGUGCAUGCAUGCCUGAUUUAAUAUCCAGAAGGGUUUUGCCUUUGGCUUUUUUAUCUACAGAACCUCUUAGCUGGGUCGAGAUUAGCUUGAAGGAAGUAAUGCCAUGCUGCUGGAGGAGCAUGGGGGCCAGACAACAACAUCUCUGAAAACUCAUCAUUUAAUAGGUACCUUGCAGCAAGGAAAAAAAAGAGGUUUUGUGCACAAACCUGAAACUGGCCUAACUGAUAAAUUAAGUGCAAAGGAUGAGGAGAGCAAUCUUUGAUUACAAGAGAAGAAAUCACGGGAGAAAUUUGGAGAAGUCAUCUAGUCCCCCCUUUCCCAUCACCGUAGGCUUCCUUGUUCACAUCUAGCCCAGCUUAAGAGCACUUAGAAAUUGUUAAUGACUUCAUUUCCUACGCUGCUUAUUGACUUACACCUCCUCACACUGCGUCUUUUGCACAGAGGUUUAUCUGACUAUGGAGCAGUUACAGGCUGGUCCACAGUUUUGUUCUGAACUAAAAUGGAAGGAGUGAGCAUCACUGCUAACAGCAUACUGUGCUGUUAUCACUUAGUAAUACUGGUAUCAAAAGACAGGGGACACCCAGGUGUUGGCUUCUCUAAGGCUGUGAAAAUAUGUGACGUCCUGCCCUUGGCUAAAGAAGGAUGGUUACAGUAAUGCUGUCCGGUUCACAGCAGAGUACGAGGUGCUUCAUGAAUUUUCAGAAGUAUUUCUGGUCAAAUGUCAUCUCCGUGCUACAGCAGAAAUGGAACUUCUCCUUCUGAGUCAACUGUUGUGUGACGGCAGUGGUGUUUUUGCAUGUGCUCAAAUGAAGCCACUCACGUGCCCGCAUGGCCCUGCACUCAGACCUGGAGCUGACUUCCUCAUUACUAUGAUGGGUCAAUUUUGCAGGCAGCUGCCACCCAGAUUGCUGCUGCUGUGAGGGUGCACCCUCGGUGUCCGAAGGGACUUGUCUACACUGGAGCUUCCUCUGUCUCUGCCUCCAUCCUCCUCCUCUUCCUCCAGCAAAGAGUUUCCUUCACCCAAGGACUUAUGCCUUACGCACCUGGCUGCCUACCUGAGCAAACUCAACAUGCUGAGCACUCUGCUCCACCUCGAGAGGGAAGGGACUGGGAAGUUGCUGCCAAUGCCCUCCUGAGAACCGCGCUGUUGAUCUAGAGGAGACCAGAGCUGCUGAGACAGUAGAAGUGCAGCUGUGCUAAACUGAGAGCCUGACAGGAUCUUCUCCUCUGGGCCUGCUGCUUGGAUCAUGGCUUCAUCCAUCCUGGUGCUCCUUUGAGGAGGCAUGGCUGGGCUGGUUGUCCUGGUGGCUGGGAGUUGAGCACUUUUUGGAUCCUGAAGGCCCUCACUCUCAAGAUUAUCUCCAGUCCUACAGUAGUACUGUAGCAGAUCUCACAACCUGGAUCUGCACAGGUCAGCUGAGAAGUCAUCCCAAUGUGCCUUAUGCUGUUACCUCCUGGGAUUUACACUGAAGGAACCAGGGGCAGCCUCUGUUAUCUGCUGGUCCGUGGUUGUUUUUAAUGGGACAGGAUUUCCCCGGUGUAUGGAACAGAAGGGGGGAGGAUGGAGAGAGUUACCUUAAACUUGCCUUAAACUUGGAUUUUUGCCUAGUGAUUUGUGUAGCAGGGCAAGGACGGGUUCCUCAUGUGCCUUGCAAUUGACAUUUUUUACUGACAAGAUUAUUUUUAAGCACUGUUUGUUACUAAACAGAACAAAAGAGUUUGUAUUUUUUUUUUCUUCCCCUGGGAAGUAGAGAAGGGUACGGGUGUUAGAUAUUAACCAUCCCCUUCCCACCUCCCACCUGCUGACUUUGUAUUGUUGAAAAUCAUUGGUAAUAUUUUAAGCUUUGUACUGUACUGAUCAUUAUUUAAAAACCUUUAGUGAAAAAAACAACAAGAAACAAUGAAAGUAAA
Molecule: messenger RNA, 5092 nt
Organism: Coturnix japonica (Japanese quail)
Lineage: Eukaryota; Metazoa; Chordata; Aves; Galliformes; Phasianidae
Gene: PAQR8
Product: progestin and adipoQ receptor family member 8
Biological process (GO): response to steroid hormone
Cellular component (GO): plasma membrane
Molecular function (GO): steroid binding; nuclear steroid receptor activity
Source: RefSeq, a predicted model, not a curated record